AUGGUCGACCUCUUCUCCUGGUUCCGCUCAAACCCAACCCCCAAACCCUCCGACGCAGAAUCCACACCAUCAACAACGCCGACACCACCACCACAAGCCAAAGAGUCUCAACAACAGCCCCCGCAAAACAAACCCAAGACAGACACCGACGACCUCCCCAAACUCUGGACGCCGCAAACAAACACAAAGCUCUUUUUAGGCGGCGCGCUCUUCUUCACCCUCUCCCUCCUCACGACUCGGCGCGCCCUAAACCGUCGCUUCAAGGCCAUGAUCCCGCCCUUCUACACAACCUCGGUAUACCACAAGCCCGAAGUCAAUGGCGGGAUGGAGGCAUUCGAGGCCUUGCAUCUGGCCACGGUGAAUGUGCUAAGUUUUGGCAUGAUGGCUAGUGGCGGGGUUCUUUGGGCGAUGGGGAUUAAUGGGAUUGAGGAUAUGAGGACUUAUGUGAAGAAGAGCAUGGCACAGGGGGACGGGGAGUCUAAUAAGACGGACGAGGAAAUGGAGAAGGAGGUUGAGGCUUGGGUGAUGCGGUAUUUGGGGAAGAAAAUCGAGGGGGACAAGUUGAAGGAUCUAAAUGAUACGUCAGGCGGGGAAGGGGAGAAGUCUACGUGA
Molecule: messenger RNA, 612 nt
Organism: Aspergillus puulaauensis
Lineage: Eukaryota; Fungi; Ascomycota; Eurotiomycetes; Eurotiales; Aspergillaceae
Exons: 1
Coding region: 1-612 (203 amino acids)
Cellular component (GO): mitochondrion
Source: RefSeq, a predicted model, not a curated record